Messenger RNA from Ixodes scapularis (black-legged tick), 828 nucleotides. RefSeq lists its product as uncharacterized. The record is from RefSeq and is a predicted model, not a curated record. The coding region runs from base 1 to 525 and encodes 174 amino acids. NCBI's taxonomy places the organism in Eukaryota, Metazoa, Arthropoda, Arachnida, Ixodida, Ixodidae. The transcript has a single exon.
AUGCAUCCAUUCUGCACCUUUUUCUGCAGCAAGAUUUGGCCCACACCUUUUAUGCGAGCAACCUGCCGCCGUUCAGAGGAAAAAUCUCGGGUCGGUUUAUCUCUGUUUAUCGUGGGAUUCAGCUUAGACCAGUGCCCACCUCUCAACAUUGGCAGUAACCAUCACAUUUUGGGCAGUAUGUUUUCCUUGUUGGUCUAUGGUGUGCUGCUGCGAGCUAAGGGGAUGCAGAACAUUGGGCUCCAAUCAAAGUAUCGUGGGCGCCGUACGAACAUCCAGACAAAGCAUCCGAAUUGCUGUACUAAUUUUAACAUUACCGAACGCCGUCUGAAGUUUAGACUGACUCAAGGCCGUAACAGUACGACCAACCAACCCAAACAGGUUCUUCUGCAUUUCCCUCUUGUGCACAAGCCAGAAUUCUAUGAAAUGGGAGAAGGGGCUCACCAACAAAUAAGCGUGUUUCUGGACAGCUGUCGACAGACAGGCCAAGGAUUGCGGUUGCACACGCCGCGUUCGAAGGAACUCUAGCCACUUUGACUGGGCCGGCCGUAGCCACCGCCAAGCAUGCACGGUGUCCGGACGGCCCGUGUCGUCUGCAUCCGAGCGAAGCCCAACCGGCGGUGAAGCGACUGCCGCCCGCUGCAAAGGCAGUGGCGGGAGGAAGGGUCUGGUGGUCCUUUGGGCACCGGCCACACUUGGUGGGGUCCCCCCCAAAACCACUAUGCAGCAGAUCUGGUGUGCCACCCCAUUUCCCCCUUUUUUUUUCCACCCCUGCCUAUGUGAUUGUGUGUGUGUAACCUGUGGGCCAGAAAUAGAGCUGUUUCCAUGAUA